UGGCGUGACCAAAAACUCCUUUCAAUCGUCUUAUAAAUACAUUUUCUGUCUCGUCCAUCCUUAGUUAAAGAUAAAAAAACUGGGGUUGCAUCUUACACGCGCCCCACGCGGUACUCUUACACACGCGCGAAUCGAACACGGUUCCCACCAUCAUCCAACAAGAAAGCGCCACGUAAGCAAAACAAGGUACAUAUUAGUCGAACGUGGCACUGUUUCAUUUUAUGAGUAAACUGUUCUACUCCUCACCCCUUACACUCACUCUCACAAGUUCUAUAAAGGUUGGGAACAGGUCGUUUGGCGGAGCAACGCCGCGAGAGGUAGCGAACGAUGGGGCCUGGUGGUUUCCGUCCGCGGAGCAAGUGGGCGGCGCUGGCGGCGAGCGCCUGGAUCCAGUGCGCCGCCGGUGCGUCCUACUGCUUCGGCGUAUACUCACCUCUCCUCAAGGCGAGCCAGGGCUACGACCAGUCCACCCUCGACUCCGUCGCCUUCUUCAAGGACGUCGGCGCCAACGUCGGCGUCCUCUCCGGCAUCCUCUACUCCGCCUUCCCCGGCCGCCCCUGGACCGUCCUCGCCGCAGGCGCCGUCCAGUGCCUCGCCGGAUACCUCCUCAUGUGGCUCUCCGUCGCCGGCGUCCUCCCCCGGCCCCCUCCCCUCCUCAUGUGCCUGUAUAUGCUGCUCGCCGCUCACGCCCAGACCUUCUUCAACACCGCCGAUGUCGUCACCGCCGUCGAGAACUUCCCCGAUAGCCGGGGCACCGUCAUCGGCAUCAUGAAGGGGUUUCUGGGCCUAAGUGGUGCAAUACUUAUUCAGAUAUAUAGGGCAUUGUUCGACGGCAAACCAAGCUCCUUCCUUCUAAUGCUUGCACUGUUGCCCACUCUCCUAACAUUGCUGCUUAUGUUUUUCGUAGAAGUUCAUAAGACAAAUGGAGGACGUGACAAGAAAUUUCUUGAUGUUUUCUCACUCAUUGCUUUAACCAUUGCUGGUUAUCUUAUGCUCGUUAUAAUAGGGGAACGUAUUAUGACUGUGGGAUCGGAAGCCCGCAUUCUGAUAUUUCUAAUGCUUCUGCUGUUGCUCAUGUCUCCACUAAUCAUCGUAGUAAAAGCCCAGACAAAGGAAUUGAAGAUACCGGCAGAAGCUUCUUGUGAUGCUAGGAUCCGAUUGAUAGAGGAUAUCAAUUCAUUGCAAGUUAUAGAAGAGCGAAAGUACAGCCAACCAGCAGCUGAAAGAAGCUGCAUGAAGCAUGAUCAUGUUGGACCUGAUGAAAUUUCAUGUGAUAAUGGGCAUGAAAGAUACAACGAGGAAAAGUUUCUGCUGCCAAUGGGAGAAAACUUGAAUCUACUGCAGGCCAUAUGGACAUAUGACUUCUGGUUAUUGUUUCUAGCCAUGGCAUGUGGUAUGGGUUCAGGGUUGGCAACAGUAAAUAAUAUCAGUCAAAUCGGAGGUUCUCUAGGUUACACGAGCAUGGAAACAAGUACCUUAGUUUCUCUAUGGAGUAUAUGGAAUUUUCUGGGUCGUUUUGGUGCUGGUUACAUCUCGGAUUACUUCCUUCGGCUGAGAGGCUGUGCAAGGCCCCUGUUUAUAGCUGCAACACUUGCAAUCAUGAGUGUCGGUCAUGUAACAAUAUCUUCUGGCUUUCCUGGUUCUCUACAUGUGGGUUCUGUGCUGAUUGGUGUGUGUUAUGGUUCACAAUGGGCAUUGAUGCCCAGCAUCACUUCAGAGAUAUUUGGGUUAAGGCAUUUUGGCACCAUAUUUAACACUGUUGCCAUUGCAAGCCCCUUUGGCUCUUACAUCCUCUCUGUAAGAGUGGUGGGAUACAUAUAUGACAUGGAAUCAUCGUCAUCAUCGACAGGUGUACAAGAGUGCAUGGGUAGACAUUGCUUCAUGCUAUCAUUUCUGAUUAUGGCAUCCGUUAGCGUUUUUGGUUUUGCUGUUGCCUUGGCAUUGUUCUAUAGGACUAGGAGGUUUUACAAGCAGGUUGUAUAUGCAAGACUACAAACUUCUUUUGUAGAAUGAGAACUCAAGUCUUCUUCUUCAUUUUCUUCCAUGUUUUAACUCUUUUCUGCUGUAAAAAUGGAGAUAUAGUAAUUAGCAAGCUACAGGCAACGGUUUGAAAUGCUAAUGUUAUUUUGA
Messenger RNA from Phoenix dactylifera (date palm), 2130 nucleotides. Its product is annotated as protein NUCLEAR FUSION DEFECTIVE 4-like. The record is from RefSeq and is a predicted model, not a curated record. Gene Ontology annotation, cellular component: membrane. NCBI's taxonomy places the organism in Eukaryota, Viridiplantae, Streptophyta, Magnoliopsida, Arecales, Arecaceae.